Molecule: messenger RNA, 3585 nt
Organism: Ustilaginoidea virens
Lineage: Eukaryota; Fungi; Ascomycota; Sordariomycetes; Hypocreales; Clavicipitaceae
Exons: 5
Coding region: 1-3585 (1194 amino acids)
Source: RefSeq, a predicted model, not a curated record
AUGAACGUUGAAAGUUGGAAACGGAGAUCCUCAUCUGGGAUGGCCUUGACUCUCUCGGCUACCGCGCCCUAUGAUGUGCCCAGCACUCCGACUGAGAUCAAGUCUCCCCGAGUAUUAACUCGAGCCCUUCGAUCUAUAAGCAGCUCUUCCAUACACUCAAUGACCAGUGGCCCCACGAGGAGCAGCAAUUCCACUCGACGGCUUCAGAAGAAUCCCUCGUCCAGUUCAUCUUCCAUGUUCGACAGGCUGCAAAGAAGAAUGUCCAGCCAAUCCCCGGGUUCCGAUCGUCCGGAGAGCCCAGUCGAGCAGCUACAGCCCUAUUCGUCCAUGGAAAUUCUACAAUGCGGGCCACUAAAGGCCGACGUUUCGCUUCUCAAAGCUCGAUCCGAGUACCUGGUUCUUUCCGACCAAGUCUUAGUCAAGCUGAGCGGCGGAGAUGCUGCAAGGGCCGCUUUUCCACAACUCAAUCCUCAUGAUCCACAUGCUCGGGAUCCAGCUCGUUACCAGCAGUCUUCUGGCAAAUUCUCGUCGAGUGAUGUCCGCCUUGAGAUUCCCUUGCGCUCCCUAAUCGCAGUUUUCAACGACGAUGGCCCCAGCAACCGAUCUGGCAUCGAGGUCUGGUGGUUUUCUCCCUGGCCCAGACUAGCUUACUCCAAGGCUCAUUUCUACUUCUCUGUACCCAAGGAGCGAGACGACUGGCUUGAUGCGAUUCACCGCGCGUGCAGGUCAAAACUAAGGCAAACGCCUGGAAGCUCCUUGAUAGCGGAUAACCUAAGAAGCCGCAUUGACCACCUCGUUCGCUCCGCGGAGGGCUCAGCCGAUGUGGGCUACCAGAGCAUCAUUUUUCCCGUAGCAAGACGAGUGUUUGGUCCAAAGAGCGCAGGGGUGGAAGAAGCCCCUGAUAACACCGACAUUUCCUCGUUCUUCCUCAUCAUCGGACCAUGCAUGUGCCAUUUUGUCGAAGUUCUCAAGGCUGACCAUUUUACCGCACCCGGAGACUUAAGAGUGAAAGCAACAUCCUAUGGAACGGUAACUCUGACUCGUUUCAGAGCUUCCGUGGCAUCUCACGAACAUCGAUUCAUCAUGUACUUUCGAUUACCAUUUGGACGAGAGUCAAGAGUUGACUUGGCAAGCACCCAUUACCGAAGAAUCAUCGAGACUCUCACCAAAGCAGAUCGCAAUCUGAAGCCCAUGUGGCCCCAGCAUUUUCAGCAGGUCAUCUUCGACGUCAAAGGCCUACCUCCACCACUUCAACUUACCUCGGGUAAUGAUCUCGGCGGUCUGAAGCGGAGCUUGGAGGCAUAUUGCGCCGCUUUCCAAGUCCGGGUACCCAGUUGGACUAUCGAAUGGAGUCCUCCACCUCAGCCAGCCUUCCGACUGUUACCUCAGACGGGCCAGGCAUAUUUACCCCUUCAACUUCUCGCAGUCUUUCGAGCUUUGCGUUACAACAGCUUCUUCAAGGCCAUUUCCUUCCGCGGGGUAGAUCUUAGCCCACUGGCAGGCAGGAACGACAAGACACAGUACGGGGACUCGCUGGCUUACAAGUCGCUAAAUGGAGUGACAAUAUCGGAAGACCAUCACGAGCUCCUCUCUCAAGCAACAAUCCUGGAACAGGAAGUUCACGCGCUGUUAUUUGCCUCGGAGUCGAUUCGCUGCCUUGAUGUCUCAGACGUUCUUGGACUCGCUGGCAGGAAGAAUAAUAGGCUUAGCCGUCUUCAAUGCGACAUGGCUAGCCUCAGCAAGACAACCUCUGAGAUUUUGAGGCCUUUCCUGGAGUUGCUGAGGCGGAAACUGUGCGUUUGCCACAGCAUCUCUUUAUCUGGGAAUCCCGUAGCUGCCGGCGACCUGGAUGAGCUAGCGAACCUUCUAAUGCUCGAGCAAGUUCAUGUGCGGCGUAUGGAUCUAUCAAAGUGCUCGUUAGGCGACAGCGGGUUAUCACGGUUGUGGAUGAGUCUUGCCGGCCAGUCAAACUCUCUCGAGUGGUUAGACACUUCCGAUAAUCAGGGAACCGUGCGAUUCGAGACCAUCAAAAGCACGCUGAGAAGAAUGAAGAGACUUUGCAAGCUCAAGAUUGCCGGCAACACUCGAAUCCUGUCUGAUGAGCCGUUAUUUGAUGAGAUGACGAUGCAAGAGUGGGAACUGCAAGAGCUCGACCUCUCCGGAAUCGCCCUGAAUACCGCUACGGUUGAUGUCAUAUCAAACUACCUGGCAACAGACAAGUCGAAAAGCCUCCAGGCUCUGCGGCUCAACAACACCGGCCUCACUGGCGGGCAACUCGCCAAGAUAUUUCAGGCGAUGGGGCGCGCAAGGCCAAUGGAGCUUCACAUCAACGGUAGCCGCAUUGACGAGGGCGCGGAUGAGCUGGUCAUGGCUAUCAGCGAAGAUUACGGUCCAUGGUGUCUUUUUGCACAAAUGAUAGAAUUCGCGGUGGAAACGAAUUACAUCAAGAUUCUCAGGGCUUUGACCAGUAACCAGUCCAUUGAAUGCCUCAACCUUGCUGGCACUUCUACUCCCGAUGCUGCCAGCGGGGCUGCCUGCCAAGCGAUCGCGGACUUUUUCGCCCAGAAUCGUAGCGUUCGUUACCUUGAUAUAUCCGGCUUCGACUCAAAGUUGGACGAGGGCAGACUCGGAAGGGAGUUUUCCAAGUCACUGAUUGGGUUGCGGACAAACAAGAGCAUCGAGCAUCUCCGAGUGCGCAGUCAGAUGCUCAACAUCAACAUCGGGGAUCUUGCCGAGGCCAUCGCCGUGAACAGGACCCUCCAAACACUCGACUGCGAGGGCAAUGACUUUAGCCUCUCCAAUUAUAGGCAUCUCGUACAGUCCUUGGAACAAAACACCACCAUUCGGUACUUUUCUGCUUUCGCACCCGAGGAACUCAACAAGGCUAUCACCCGAUGCACGGAAACAGCAGUCAAUGUGGUUCCAGUUCGAAGAACAUCCGUCAUAUCCAGGUUCAAGCAAGACAGAAACGAGAACGGACAGACUAAACCGCUGAUGCAGCGUUUGAAGGACGAGUGGGAUGGUACGGGAGCAGACUUGGCGCGGAUUCUUCAGCACAACCAAGCUCUCCUUGACCAAGAAAUGUUGGCAGAUCAGAGUGACGGCUCUUCCCAGGAAUACUGGAGAUGUUGUAACGUUGCCGAUGCGGCGCUCUCCGCCGCUUUCGGAGGAUUGGCGUUCCGGGAUCUUGAAGUUCAACGCGCCAAGGGCAGGCGGACUUCGCAGGACUCGCAGCUUGCCCUGGCGGUUGAUUUGUCUGGCAGACGACACAGUCACAGUCACAGUCGCCAAAGCUCUUUGGGGUCGCGGGACUUUGCUCGGCCAGUCUCGAUCCUGUCCAGCGAGGCGGCGGUGAGCCCAUCUACAGAAGAGGCCAGUAACGGAUCAGGAGGUGUGCCAACACCGCCGGAGUUUGACAGUGCGACGGAUCAAGACUCUGAAUUGAUGACGCCGCCAUUUGAUGAUGACGCGGCGUUUUAUUAUAUUUACUACGAUGGUCGCGAGGUGGACGACGUGCUGCAGUUGAAAAGAAAUAGGCGAUACUUGGGUGACCCAACCAGUCGUAUCGACGAAGAGGACAGCUAG